GGAGAGUCGAUCUCAAACGGGCGAGAGCGAGAGUGGGGAUUUCUCCUCAUUCCGCUCACUCGCUCGCUCAUCCUCUUUUAUACCAUUCCUUCGCUCUUCUCUCUCUUUCUUAUUUCUAUGCGACCCUUUUCUCUGCGUUUUCUCCCGGUUUCGUGUCUACUUCCCCAAGACGACCUCCAUUGAUCUUCUUAUCGUAUUCCAUGAGUCAUUGUGAUCUUACCGAUUGAAUUUUCCAUCCCAGCUCAAUCAUACCCCGUGUUUCUUGUCUUUUGUUAACCUUUGGGGAAAGAAACCAUUGUUUCUCCUUUCUAGCGAAGCGUUUGAAUCUUAACUUCGAAAUUCUUUAAAAAAAUCUUCAGCUUUGCUUUCUUGGUCUCUCGAUCUGCCUGUGCGCGUGUCCCUAAAUUAGGGCUUCAUCCCUCUUGUUGCCUCUCAUUGCUAGCUACUCAAGAUUGCUGCUUGUGCUGGAUUUUCCUUUCAGGUUUACUGAAUCUGAUCGGAAUUUCCGAACUGAGUUACGGUUUUGAUCAGCCAACUUGCCACACUCAUCAUCGGGUGCUUCUUGCGGGUUUUGCUGUUGCAAUUUUGUUGGCGGAUCGCCCGACAGUGAAGUGGGCUAUUUGUCUUCCAUAGCCUUGAGCUGAAACUUGACAUUCAAAUCUGAAUAAUUUCCAUGAUACAAUGCUUUUAAUUUUUGUUCAUAAAGGGCGUGAUUGAGGACCAUAGGUAAAUAGAAUUGUUUGUAAGCUGUCAGUGUAAAAAACAAAGGGAAAACAAAAAAUAUCAUCCGAAAUAUAAAGGCUGACCAUUUUACCACGGUAGCUUGAUACUGCAAGAGAUGUUUUGGCAUUUAAAGUAGCUGAGAAGUGAAGGUUAUUGAAAACUAUUACACUCAAAGAGUUUAAAACAGAAUUACAGUGAACAAGUUUAUCCUCUGAAGUAACCUUUCUGUUGGUAUAGUCAUUGAGAGCGUUUGUGUUUUAAAAGUAUACCAUAGUCUAUUACAGUAUUCCAUUGAUUGCCAUUGGUGGCUGAUGUGAGUUCUGACCGGUGCUUUUGGGGCUUCUUUGCAUUUGAAGCUUAUAGUGGGGUUUUGGUCCUUUUGGAAGACUGAUUGAGUGGGAGUCAACGCCUACUGAAGUUGGAAAGGGACGUGGUAUAGUAUUUUUAUUGCUGGCUCAAUCCCUUACUGGAAAACUGUUGCAAGGAAGUAAGUGUUGGAUACUUACUGUUCUCAUAACACCUCUUUGCCAGCAGUAGAAUUCUUUGCAAUGUCUCGCUGCUUUCCAUUUCCACCACCUGGAUAUGAAAAGAAGCUUAGACCAGAAGAUGUGGGCAUAUUGAAAGAGGUUUGUGCAAUUAUAUCAUUAACAUGAUGUGUGUUUGGUCACAACUGCACAAACAUCAUAUACGCAUCUUGAUGAUAUGACAAUGAAUGAACAGUUUUCAUCAUUUUUCGAUGGUUGCAUGCGCAUCAUAUGCGCAUCUUGAUUAUACGCAUGCUUGUUUUAUAUGACCUGAGCAUAGUUUCUGCAUCCGUGGUCUUAAGCGUCUUCAUUGCACACAUCUUUCACAGUUCAAAUUAGAACAUAGAAGCUUUUAUUGUACAGACGUACAGUGGCCAAAGUAUGUCUCGUAGGUAAGCGGCUGUUACAAGUUGUAUUAUGCGUUAUGAAGAUUGAAGAGGCACAUCCAGAGAGCUGUGUUAACAUAUUGAAUCAUGACAGAACUAAUGUGUGUGAUUAUGUGGAACCAUGAGCCCGUUCUUGAUAAGCACAUCAUUAUUCACCCUAUUAUGCUUAUCAUUGGAAUUACCAUAAUAAAUAGAUUUUGACUUAUUUGGCUGAAAUGGAUUUUUACAAUCGCUUUUCCUUAAAGAAAAUUCAUCAGAUUCAGCGAAAUAAAUACCAAAAUGGGCUUUAUAUUUGAGCACUUUAGAUACAUUAGAUAUAUGCACUUCUCUUGACAUAGGGGUAGCAAGCUUUCAAGUCUUCUAAUAUCCCCACCUGAGAAGGGAAAAUGCUGAAAAUACACAUUUUACUGAUUGUGCAUCAAGAGAGAUGGGGAACAGGGUGAUUUGCUAUAAGUUCAAAACCCCUGCUUUAUCUAACCUUUUCUUGUCCUAUAAUAUUGUAACUUGAUGGGUUUGCUAGUGCAAUUUCCAUGUAAAAUCAGCUAUGUCGAAUUAGUGAUGUUUGCAUUGUCGAAAAUCACUGUUCUAAAAAUUGCUCUAGGCGCCCGAUUAGUCCCCGCCUAGGCGCUAGGCGGUGACCGGGCGCCCCGAUUUUAGGCUAGGUGCUCGACUAAUUGAUUUGGCACCUAGGUGAAUCAGUCGGCCAUCUAGAGGGCCUAGUUGCCCGCCUAGAGUGCUUAAUCGGUUGCCUAGGCAUCUAGAUUCGUCGAACAUUUUAUUUUAGUACUCUAAGAGAUAUAUGUACCCUUAACUUUAACAACACAUAUGAAGAAAGCUAGUAGUUGUAGAUUAAGAUAAAAACUAUACAUGUUCACAUAUAGCCUUUUUCCAUCAUUUUCAAUAGAGCCAAAGACUAACUGUUUUUUGGCUUGGGAAUAUGAUGGAAUAAAGCAAAAUGACUUACUAAACUGUCUGCGCUUCUUUGUUAUGAAGCAGCAAUCAGUCCAUGCAAUUUUGGACGUGAUUUUCAGUACGGGUCAUCCGAAAACAGUUUCUCUGUGCUUUAGUACAGGGUUAAGACUGCGUACAUCUGACCCCCUACCCCACCGAAGGUGUGGGAGCCUUUGCGGCACUAGGGUAAUGAUGAUGAUGAUGUUCACAUAUAGUCUUAAGUGUUAUUAUUAUUUAAGAAUAUUUAUUACAUAAUGUUAAGUGAGUAGAUAUGAUAUAUUAUUAAAUAUGACAACUCUACCAUUCAUGCAUGUUAAUGUGUAUGUGUGUGUAUAUAUUUUUAUACACACACAAACACGACAUUACUAAUCAUAUUUAUUUAAAAAUAUUGAUAAAACUAUAAUUUUUAUGUCUCCGACUAGUCCCCGUCUAGGUGCCUAGGUGACGGACCGCCUAGCGCCUUUUCGAACAUUGUCGAAAAUCUACUUUUCCUUUCUUUUUACGUUGGCCACAAGACUUGGUUAUUCUUGUACCUCUUAGAAUGCUAAGCUUCGGUGAUCUGGUGUUUGCUACCUAACCAUGCCUACCGAUAGGUGACCAUUAUCUAGAUCCAAAUAAGCAUCUCUUACCACAAUGCCACUUGAUCUUUCAUCAAGACAAAUCUAUGUUCCUGCACACUUGCUCUGCCGUAAAUGCAGUUCAAAGAAUAUCUCACGGAUUGUAUCCACUAUUUCACCAUAGUAUGUUUCUCUACCUUUUGGUGAUCUAUACAUAAAAUUUGUUCCUCCCCUUUGUAUUCUCACACUGGAACCGGGGAUUCAUAAACUCUAGUAACGAAACAAACGAAACGCAAUGGCAGCAUGCUAUUCUGUUAACGACGCGAAUAAGUGACCUUAUCCAAGGUUGAGAACAGGAACCUUGGUAUGAUCAAUAACACAACAACAUUAUCGCAGUUCUGCAAAGGCUCCCACCUACGGUGGGGUAAGAGGGGUCGGAUGUACGAAGCCUUACCCAUGUACUAAAGAUCAAAGAGAUUGUUUCUGAGUGACCCAUGAUGAAAAUCGCGUCGAAAAUUGCAUGGGUUGACUAUUCCUUCAUAACAAAGAAGCACAAACAUUUUAGUGAGCCAUUUUGCUUUAUUCCAUCAUAUUCCCAAGCCAAAAAAUAAUGAGUCUUUGGCUCCAUUGGAAAUGAUGGAAAAUGGUAUGAUCGAAAAUAGAGAGAGAUAAUUUUGAAUCGAUUUUUAAUUAAGUAUGAAGAGAGGUAUGAAGAGGCUUAACAGAAUUAAUCCGAUCUCCAACCUAGUCAAGAAAUCCCUGAAUUAGUUUUGUAAAAGCUGUUUAUUAAAUUAACUGAGAACCCCUUAUAUAGGUAUUAAGGGUUUUCUAAUACUAAACGGGAAAAUAAAUUGUUAUACCAAUAGAACUAUAAUAGAGGAAGACUAUUUAAAGAAGGAUUAAUUAAUAUUUUAAUACUAAUAGGACUGUAACUGGUUCCUUGGGCCUUUUCUUUGGCAUCUUUGUUCAUUAAUUGCAUUUGUUCCAUUCCGGUUUCUUCGUUUAUAUGUGCGACCAUAGAACUGGUCGGUAACAUUUUCCUCCAUCAAUAGUUCAAUAGAAAGAUAAGAAGAAGCUACACAAACCUAAAUUUAAGAGUUGUAGAUUAAUGUUGCACUAUUCAUCAUUGAGUUGUGUUUAUGGAACAUACGACCCGAUGACAGACUAGUUGAGGGUUGUUUUAUUAUUGUGGACACGAUAAAUGAGAGUACUUAUGUUACACAAAAUUGGGAUUAUCUCAAUUGUUAUUUGUGGAGAGGAUAAGAUUGACAAGGUAAUCUUCUGCUGAGAUCUCUGGCUUGGUUGUAAGUUGUCUAAUACUCCCUCCAUAUUUUAAAGUUUGCUACAUUUUCCUUUUAGGAUGUGAUUAAAAGUUUGCUACACUUUCCCUUUUUGGUAAGUUUUUCCUUUAAAAAUACAGUACUCAAUUAUCCUUACUUUGUAUACUUUUUAUCUUCUCUUUCAUACCUUUUUACCAUCUCUCCUACUUUUUCUACAUUAUUUAUUAUCCCUACUAUUUUCUCCUUAAAUAGUGUGCCAAAGCCUAAUGUAGCAAUCAUUAAAACACGGAGGGAGUAUUAUAAUUAUCCUUGUUGUUACCUGAUAAUUUGCUUACUUCCCAUGAUAAACUCUUGUAUUUUUAUGGCUAAUUUGGCAGGGUUGAUUGCAUUUGUUACCACAAACAUGACUCUACCUUAUUAAAGAACAUAUACUCGGUAUCUAUGUUACAAUGUGGUAUGACAUUAGGGCACUUAUAUUUGUCAAGAAAUAUAAGCAUGAUAAAUAUUUGCCAAAUUUGACCGGCACGGAAAAUAAUAAAGUAAAAAUUGUGUGGUUGAGAUUUGUGCAGAGGAGAGAGAAAUAAUAGGAAUCACAAAUUAAUUGAUUAAAAGAGAAAGUGAUAAGUUUUGGGGGCAACCAAAAAAGGAAAGAUUUGACAAGGUUAUAAGGGAUAGAGCCAUAGAGGGAGUAAUAUAAGUCAAAUUAUGUGUGUAUUGCUUUUUGGCGAACAAAAAACAAGACCUUUCGUAAUUGAAAUGUUGAAGACGGGAAUUAUUUCCCCACUCCAUUUAUACCCAACUGAACAAUGACAAUGCUUUCCUUCAAUAAAUUCCACCCGUUCUGGCUAUUUAAUUCAUUAGUCAAACCAUCUGUUUUUUGUUUUUUAAAAUUUUAAUGAGAAUCUUAUGAAGUAGGGGAUUGUGUGUUCAUUAUAAGAUGUUUGCUACACAGACGUUGAGGGAGAAAACGGGGAAGGAAACAUAGGAAGUGAAGGAUAAUGUAUAAGGAACAUUGUUAUUAGAUGGAAAAAAGAAAAAUAGUUGUCACAUCUUGCAUGUAUAAAGAAUGAGAGAAAAGCUAGAGUGCUUGGUCAUGUGUAUAGUGUGUUAAAAAAAGGAGGGAUUCGACCUGUUUUUAGAGAGGAAGUACAUGGUAGUCUGGGAUUAUUUCUUCUCCCUUUUCCUUCUCCAAACAAAAUUAACGUUUCCCAUCCUAUCUGCAUUUUCUUUGUUUCCAUCCAUGUGGGCAUUAUUAUGAAUGCCACUGUUUCCAUUUCUACCUAAUUGAGUUUUCAUUCCCGUCUAAUUAUUCUGUUGUGAGAUACAUAAACGUAUACCAUUUCAAAUGAAUAUUGUUUUCAUAUUGCAUACUUCUUGCACUCUGAUAAUAAUAAAGGAAUCAGUUGUUACUUUUAAUUAUAAAAUGAGGCAUCAAUGUUUUUAAUACUACCUCUGUCCCAUUUUAUGUGUUUUGUUUUGGUUUGGGACAAUUAUUAAUAAAGUGGUUGAAAAAGUACAAGUUGUGGUUGAAAUUUGAGUAUAAUAAAGUGAAAUAUUGUGGACCAUAUAUUUCUUUCCAUAAAAGGAAAUAUAACACUAAUCUUGGGACAACUCAAAAAGGAAAGUAAGAGGGGUAAAAUGGGACGGAGGGAGUAUUAAUUAGACCAGAAAUGUAAAACUGAAGCCCUAGACUUGUAUUAUUCUUAAAAAUGAAAAACUAACUUGUAUUGCAAUUCAUCCCAUCUUUCUGAUUUUUUCAAAGGGAUUGCAUUCAGUACUUAUUUUAUAUUCAGAAAUAAACACUGUUAUUUAUUGCUUUCCACAAAUUCCAUUUUUUUCAUUGAUUAGUAAAUGUGAUCCCUUUGAACACAUAAGUUGCGGAUUUAAGUGAUACAUUGGUACAUGUCACCGUUUCAAGUCGGCUUUUACUGUUCAGUUUCCCCUUUGUGAUUUCCUGCCAAUUGUCAUCAUGGUUAGGAUGUGUUUCCAUAUCAUUUUGUUUAUUUGCAUAUCAUUGCUUGUCAGUGAUACUUCAAUUGGAUCCAAAAUAUUCUUAGCAGUUGUGAAUAUCCAUAUUUUUUCACAAGUGAUCUGAGGCUUCAGUGGCAGGACAUUGAAAUUUGAAAUCAGUUACCUGAAUUAAACUAUCUACACAACAAAAUUAGUUCCCCUAAAUAAAAAAUUAGAUAUUUCUUUUGAUGCAUAUAAGUAAACCAACCACCAUAAUAUGCCUAGCUUUUUUUAAGUUUACCAUGGUUGUUCCGGAAGAAAAGGUGGUACCUUACGCAUUAGGAUGCCUUAAUCGAGUAGCAAAUGUGGUAUCAUCAGCUUUAGGACCGAUUCUCUUUGCCUGCAUUUUCAAAGAUAUGGUCGGAAUAUUUCUGAUCUGGUUGAGUGGUCUUAACCUUACGGGCUGAUAUAGUAGAGUGUUUAUGGUCUGUUCUGAAUGUUUGUGGUCUUGUCCUGUUCUUUUUUGAAUUAUAACAUCUGGUCUGGUCCGAAUCUUUCUGGUCUGGUCUAAUUUGAAUAUUUCUAGUUUGACCGUAUUAGAAUAUGAAUAAGUAACACGCAAACCAAAAUAAGUUGAUCUGAGCAUCAUCUUAGCUGGCAUUGUCAGGGGUAUUAGAUUGUAAUGUUACUAUUUAUCAUAAAACAAAGAGAUUUCUUCAUCUUUGUAGGCGUGUCCGUUUGGGAGUAACAUGAUAGUUUUGGUAUAGAAAUCCUCCUGAUUUUGGUACUAGUUAAUAUGUUUCACUUAACUAUAAUAGUAGUUGCAGAGCCACCUGGCCAUUUAGACUAUAAAUUGAAGUGUCUGAUGGAACAGUCUAAAUUGGCAAUGCUAAGAAUCUUCAAAAUGAAAAGAGAAAGUGACCUUAGGGGCUAGGGCGUCUCCCCCCCCCCCCCCCCCCCCCUCUCUUCUCAGAACACAAGAAAGAAUUGAAAAUACACAGAGAGAUACCCCAGAAGCUAAUCUAUGCCAAUGAUAAAGAGAAAGUGAAAAGGCACAACAAGGACAAGAAAGAUAAAAAGAGAGAGCGUAAAGAGAAAAAGGAGAAAGAUAAAAGUGAUAGGAAACACAAAGGAAAAAAUCGAAAAGAUAAACACAAGGAUAAGAGAGAGAAGCAUCGGGGCAAAAAGGAUAAAGAUAAGGAUCAAGGAAUAGAUAAAGAAAGAAGCAGCAUUUCUGAAGAGGCAAGACUUGCUGAUAAUCCUAGUGGCAUUUACUCAAAGGCAGAUGAAUCAAAAUCUGUGCAGGAGUUGGGCAGGAGGAUCAAAGAUGACGAGAAGGGAAAAAAGGGGAACCGAUUUGGCGAGGUGAAUAGGGAUGAGCAGAUGGACAGGUUUGUAGGGAUACAGAACUUCGGGUUUUUGGGAGUUGAUAAUAAUGGAAAAUCUAUGGUUGCCAAUAUGUGUGAGGCCAACACGAACAAAUUUGAAGGAAUGCCCAGACCAUUGGGGGUGGUCAAUACUGAGAGGAAAGAAGAGGAGGAACAACCUAAAGGAGGCAAUGAAAGGAUGGGGCACAUAAAGGAAAGAGGAAAAAGUAGAGGGUUUGAUGGAAAGCCUUGGCACAGCGAAAAUCAUAACAGAAGGACUAAGAAAAGUCCGGAGGACAAAGACCGUAAAAGGGAGGAGAAGGAAAAGGUCAAAGGGAAUAACAAGGUCAACAACACUGAGCAGGAUGUAUUCAGAGCCAUUGCUACAACUGAUUCCAUUGUUGUUACCAAUGGUGAAAUUCCACAUGUUUUCAGGGUUAAAAAUAAUGAUGCUGCCCCUGAAGGAGAGAUCAUCAGCAAGAGGAAAACUGUAGAGAGGAAUGGUCUUUUGCACAGUAAGUCCUUUGAGGCUGAAAGAAUUAUAAAACUAUGUUCUCCCGUAACUGUUGGAUGGAAAGAAACAUUAUCUGGUCUGCCCUAUCAAGCGUUAUUAUGUUGACAGCAAAAUGAUACAAUUAGAAAUUGUUUACAUACAAUCCCCCCAGCACAAAAACUUAAAACUAGAAGUUCUAUUUCCAGAUUAUUUUUGUCCCAAAAAGAGUGCUUUUAAGAAUCAAUGUUCAUUAUAAAGUGAAAUUCGUGUAAAUCCAAGCAGAAGGCAGGUUUAGUCAAAUACUCCAAAACAAUGUUGGAAGUUAGCUUUAGGGGAACCAUAAGUUCCCAUUAUUCAUAAUAGUUUGUAGAAGCCUGUACUUUGAUUGAGCAGACUCAAAUAAA
Cuscuta europaea is the source of this 8635-nucleotide messenger RNA. Lineage: Eukaryota; Viridiplantae; Streptophyta; Magnoliopsida; Solanales; Convolvulaceae. The record is from the annotation of a GenBank genome assembly.